This is a messenger RNA of Penicillium mononematosum, 1422 nucleotides long. RefSeq names its product tetratricopeptide repeat protein. The record is from RefSeq and is a predicted model, not a curated record. Gene Ontology annotation, molecular function: protein binding. NCBI's taxonomy places the organism in Eukaryota, Fungi, Ascomycota, Eurotiomycetes, Eurotiales, Aspergillaceae. The transcript is spliced from 3 exons. Bases 1 to 1422 code for a protein of 473 amino acids.
AUGUCUUCAGAAUACGAACAUAUGCCGAGCACGGAUUGGGACACUUCUUUUCGAUCUCUGUCCGCUGAUGAGAAAAUACUGCUGUACCUGCUUGCCUUCUUCGAUCCCAACUCGAUACCGGAAUGGCUACUUUCCAGCCCGAAAGUCAAUUUUACAGAUCCAAGUUUGGAGUUCUUGUCAAAUAAUCUUUGGGGUGCUGUUACGGGUCUAAUAGACGCAUCGCUCAUUGUUCGAUCACCCGAACUAGAAGUAAUUACAUUGGACCGACUCACGCAGUCUACUGUAUUCUGGGCUUUGCCUGAGGCAGGAAUAUCAACGUACUUGGACUGUGUAAUUCAACUGGUGUCUUCCGGUUUCCCAAACUCGUGGAAUGAAAGGACAAAUGAGCAAGGUCACGGAUGGAAAUCAUGGCAAAGCUGCAACACACUUUUGCCCCAUGUCACCAGGCUUAUGAAUCUAGCUGAGACGCAUUCUCUCAAGCCUACCAACAUAGAGCUCUUUGCAGAGUUGAUUUUCCGUGCUGGAACAUACCUUUGGGAACGCGAGCAACCAACGAAUGCGCGCUACUUCGUCGAAUAUGGUCUCUCACUUGACCUCAGUCAUUCCAUUCGAUCUUACGCACAUGCUUGUCGGCUUCUGGGCCACAUUGCUUUAGACUUGGCACAACCAGAGUCUGCGUUAAGUGCCUAUCAGGAGGCAUUGAGAGCAAUAGAACAAACAGAGGAAGAAAACUCUCCUCCUAUUGCAGACGUGUACGACUCGAUCGCGUGCAGCUAUACCGAGCAAGGAAUGGUCACCGAAGCAUUUCGAUAUCUUUCAAAAGCGGCAGCUAUCCACAAUGCCCACAACCCGCUUCACAUGGCCCGAACAUACGCGAUCUACGCCAUGACACACCUCCGAGCGGAACAACCAGACGAGGCACUAGUGGCACUGAAGAAAUGCUGGCAACUUCAAAACUUGACUGAAGAACAGAUCAUUGAGUCCAGAUACCCCAAGCACAGUGGAGAUAUUGUUCUUCUGGCGAGGAUCAAGUAUGCUCAAGGGUUGAAACACGAGGCCCAGCAGCUUGCUUCUAGAACCAUUUCCAUUCGCAGGGGACUUUACGGCGAUAAAGGACCUAGAGUGGCCGACUCUAUGUUUCUAGUUGCUCGGAUGUUGUUAGCCAGUGAUGAGAAUAUUUCAGCUGCAAAAAUGCUCCGCACGAUUAUUGACAUGAGCCGAGGUGUGUCUGAAAUGCAGGGGCAUCUCGCUCGAGCCUUGUGGUUUCUUGGGAUUGCAGAGCGUCGAUUGGGUGACGCUGUUUCUGCUGAGAAGCUCAAAGUUGAAGCUCUGAAUGAGCGCAAUAAGCUUGGUGAAAGGUGUAAUCUUGUUGAGGAGACUGAUCACUGUUUCGAGAGUCUGGUUGGAUGGAUGCUAUGGUAG